Caretta caretta (loggerhead turtle) is the source of this 3025-nucleotide messenger RNA. It is a transcript of the gene PLD3, whose product is annotated as phospholipase D family member 3. Lineage: Eukaryota; Metazoa; Chordata; Testudines; Cheloniidae. The record is from RefSeq and is a predicted model, not a curated record. Gene Ontology annotation, molecular function: catalytic activity.
GGGCGGGGGAAGGCCGCUGUCUCCUCUCCAGGGCCCGGGCUUCGACCUGCUGCGCGCCGGGCGGCGAGGGGACCCAGCCGGAGGGAGCGUGGGAACCGCUGCUCCUGCAGUCCCCAGCUAGCAAGACACACGACAGCCUCCCCCAUGCCGGUGUCUCCAGCCUUGUGACCCAUGACGCACGCCCUUGUGACAUCCAGCGCAGAAGCCACGAGGCCUGGGGCAGGGAGGGCGAUGCCUGGGCGGGAAUUCGGCACCCUGCGAUUCCUGGGGCAGCGACUGUCUGCGGCGGAACCGGAGAGGUGGGGGAGGCGCUCAGCGCCCAUGCACUGUGCCUGCCGCAGGAGUGGCUGGGUCAGAAAACCACGUCCUGCUGCGUACGCUGGGCGUGCGAGGAGAGAAGAACCUGGGGACAGGCAGCUGGGAGAGGAGGGGCCGCUCGCUAGUGAGGGAAGCGGUUUGCUGGUUCGGUCUCCUGCUGCGUGACUCAACCCUGGCUCUACGAGGUUCUGGGAAAAUGAAGCCCUCUGUGACCCCCAACAAGGUCUGCCUUAGAAACGGACACGAACGCUGCGUCUCCUCCUUGGUCCCUGCCGUUGGCUGCGCUCGGGACGGUCCCAAGUCUGUGUGGGCUCCGCUGAACGCUCUAGAGAGCCGGGAAGAGCUCCUGCCAUCUGAGCAGCCAAACCGGCUUUCCCACAAGUACUCCCGCUGUGCCCUGCCGGCCGUGAUCCUGGUGGGCAUGCUCUUGGCCGGGGUUCUCACUUGUCUCUUCGUUUUUCCGUUCGGUUCCCCUCUGGAAAGAGGGAACGUUGGGCAGGAUCCAGACAACACAUGCAGUGACCCUUGCAGGAUUGUGCUGGUGGAAAGCAUCCCCGAGGGAAUGGUGUAUGAAGACAACAGCACGGUGAACCCAUCCACAUUUCAGGCCUGGAGGAAUCUGAUCAGAGGUGCUAAGAGCAGCUUGGACAUCGCAUCUUUCUAUUGGACCCUGACAAACGACGACACGCACACUCAGGAAGCCACGGCUGACCAAGGUGAAGAAAUCCUGGCAGAACUGCUGCAGUUACCCCAGCGAGGCGUCUUGGUGAGAAUCGCAGUCAGCAGCCCGUCCUCGAAGCAGCCCCUGGAUGACCUCCAAGCACUGGAGCAGAGCGGGGCUGCUGUCCGCAAAGUCGACAUGCGCAGGCUGACGGACGGGGUGCUGCACACCAAGUUCUGGAUCGUUGACAAGACCCACAUCUACCUUGGCAGCGCUAACAUGGACUGGCGCUCCCUCACCCAGGUGAAGGAGCUGGGUGCAGCUGUCUACAACUGCAGCUGCUUGGCCAAGGACUUAGGGAAGAUAUUUGAAGCCUAUUGGGUUCUGGGGGUGCCAGACGCCACCAUUCCAUCACCCUGGCCGGCCAAUUACUCCACCACAUACAACAAGGAGACGCCUCUGGAGGUGCAGCUGAACGGGACGGACGCCGGCGUGUACCUUUCUAGCUCCCCGCCAGCCUUGUGUGCCGAGGGACGGACGGAGGACCUCCAUGCACUGCUCAGCAUCAUCGACGCCGCCAGCCAGUUCGUGCACAUCGCCGUGAUGAGCUACCUGCCGACCAUGGAGUUCUCGCACCCCCGGAGGUAUUGGCCAACUAUUGAUAAUCAUCUCAGGAAAGCAGCCUACGAAAGGCAAGUCCAUAUUCGACUGCUGAUUGGCUGCUGGGAGCACUCCAAGCCAGCCAUGUUUCCUUUCCUGAAAUCUCUGGCUGCCAUGCAGGACAAUGGGACGCACUACAGUGUGGAAGUGAGACUCUUCACGGUUCCAGCCAAUGAAACACAAGCUGAGAUCCCCUAUGCAAGAGUCAACCACAACAAAUACAUGGUCACCGACAAGGUGGCCUAUAUCGGUACCUCCAACUGGUCAGGAGACUAUUUUGUCAGAACUGCAGGAUCUGCGCUUGUGGUGAACCAGUGCGACGCAAAUGCCCAGGGCGAGCUCACAGUGCAGGAACAACUCCAGGCUGUGUUCGAACGGGACUGGAACUCCAAAUACAGCAGGGACAUCGGCACCUUGGGCCAGUGGGAAAACAUCUGCAGAGGUCACUAGGAGGCUACGCCGCUGAGGACUGACGGAAGGAAAUCCUGGCAUCACAGAAUGACCUGGCUACGGCAUGUCAAGAAUACACGUCAGGGCAACAUGGCCACCCCAGCACUGCAAACAUGGUGCGGUUGACAUGUCCCUUCCAGAGCCUGAAAUAUCCGGUGUUCACCUGGUUUCUUGCUAACCCGUUUGGUUUAUCUGCAAUGGCAUUCAUCAUUUUUUGAACCCUGGUGUCUCUCUGGAACACAAGGUCACCCCACCUUCAAACACUAACAGCUGUGCCAGGCCAUGAAUUGACAUGAUCUUCCGAAAAUUCACUGCAAGGCAGGGAUCUGUAGCAUGGUCUUGCAAGGAACAAGGAAAGCAUUAACUCAAUAGCUGAAAACUUGAGGGGGAGAACAGCAGAUAGGCUUGAAUAAAGUCACCAGCUAUGGAGCUGCAGGUCACAACACUCAGGUAAAGGUUGAGUUCCAUUUUGUACUCAAAGCAGGGAUGCAGCAUCUUUAUAGUGUCAGAAAAAUGCAGAGUGCCCUCCUCAAACGUACCGUAUUUCCUCUCUGAGCGCAGAAUGACUCGAGGCUCUGUUGGAAGCAAUAGGUUGUAAUGAAGCAAAAUGAUUAACACCUGGAUCUAAGUAUGGUGAUUAGAUAGGCUACAGAGAGGCAUCCGAUGAAGUGAGCUGUAGCUCACGAAAGCUUAUGCUCAAAUAAAUUUGUUAGUCUCUAAGGUGCCACAAGUCCUCCUUUUCUUUUUGCAGAUACAGACUAACACAGAGAGGUUCAGGUAACUCUUAGCUGGGCCCAUCGUGAUAUCGGGGUAACUCCACCUUUCCUGUCCAGGUAGUUUGCAGCCAGGAGACUAUGGGAGACUGAGUGAUAUUAGGGGGGCUGGAGAAGUGCCAAAAACCACACAAGUUGGUCCAAUAAAAGCUAUUAUCUCACC